AUGCGUCCGCCGGGGCCGACGGUCCCCUCUGCCGCUUCCUCGUCCUCCUACAGCCAGCGCGAGCCCCGCCCGGAGAACCCUCUCCUCCUCCUCCCCUCCUCUCGCGUCACCAAGCUCUCGCUCGGUUGUCCCCUCCUCGACCGCCUCCUCUCCGGCGGCCUCCCCGCCGCCUCCGUUACCGAGAUAGCCGGCGAGUCCGCCACUGGCAAGACCCAGCUCUGCCUCCAGCUCGCCCUCCUCGCGCCCCAGUCCCCGCUCUCCGCCUCCUCCCUCUUCCUCUACUCCGACCUCCCAUUCCCCCUCCACCGCCUCCGCCGCCUCGCCCCCAAAUCCCGCCCCGAUAUCCUCGACCACGUCCUCGUCGCCGCCGCGCACUCCCCCACCGACCUCCUCUCCCUCCUCGCCCGCGCCCAGCGCCUGCUCGCCAACCCUGGCCGCUCCCCGCACCGCCUCCCCAUCCGCCUCAUCCUCCUCGACUCCGUCGCCUCCCUCUUCCGCGCCGACUUCGACGCAUCCCCCGCCGACCUCAGGCGCCGCUCCGCUCUCUUCUUCCAGAUCUCGGCGAAGCUCAAGGAGCUGGCGUACAGGCACCAGUGCGUGGUGGUGGUGACCAACCAGGUGAUGGACGUGGUGGAGGGGGACGCCGGGAACACCGUGGCGUGGUCGUCGGGGCGCCGUGUCAGCCCGGCGCUCGGGAUCGCCUGGGCUAACUGCGUCAACACGCGCCUGUUCCUGACGCGGGAGGUGGACGGGGAUGGCGCCAGCGGGGGCGCAAGGAGGCGGAUGAAAGUGGCGUUCGCGCCGCACCUGCCGGACCGGUCGUGCGAGUUUGUGAUACGGAGGGACGGCGUCUUUGGCGUCGAGCCGGCGGAGAGGUAG
Miscanthus lutarioriparius is the source of this 879-nucleotide messenger RNA. The record is from the annotation of a GenBank genome assembly. NCBI's taxonomy places the organism in Eukaryota, Viridiplantae, Streptophyta, Magnoliopsida, Poales, Poaceae.